GUUUCGCGAGCUAGUGUUUGCCGCCUCAGUUCCCGCGACCCCAACGUCCCAGAGGCGGGGCCGGAGUCAGCGGAGGCUCUCCUUGGAGUAACCUCGGUUCUGGCCCAACAAACAGACCUCAGUUCUUCAGAGGUUGCGUUCUUCAAGUCAGUUUCUGGGGAUAUGAUAUUUCUCUUCCAUUGCCACAGAACUGAAGAUUCCUCGAUGACUUCUUUAUAGACCUGGAUACUGAGGAUUCAAAAUUGAAUACAUCAUUUAUCAAAUGUUAUGGACCCUGUAUGUCCUCUUGCAAGACCCCAGAUGAAUACCAGGUUUCCUUCAAGCAAAAUGGUACCUUUCCACUUUCCUCCAUCAAAGCGUGCACUUUGGAACCCAAUGCCAAUUGGAGAUUUCAUCUACUUACAUCUCAAUUACUACAGAAAUCCAAAGCUUGUGGUGACUGAAAAGGCCCUCCGGCUUGCUUACCGUCAUGCUAAACAGAAUAAAAAAAAUGUGCCAUGCUUUUUACUUGGUUCUCUCACAGUAGAUGAAGAUGAAGAAGGUGUGACAUUGACAGUAGAUCGCUUUGACCCUGGUCGAGAAGUACCUGAAUGCUUAGAAAGAACCCCUACUGCUUCUCUUCCUGGGGACUUUGUGAUCCCUUGCAAAGUUCAUACUGAAGGACUUUGUUCAAGAGAAAUGAUAAUUCACGAUGUAGAUGACUUCAGUUCAACUUUUAAGGCCUUACAGCACCAUGUAUGUAGCAAAGAUUCCUUGGACUGUAGUAAGCUGCUUUUCCUAAGAGCUCAUAUUACUUCCAGGGAGAGUUUGGACAAUGUGGAUUUUGACUUGCACUGGGCAGCUGUAACUCUAGCAAAUAACUUUAAAUGUGCACCUGUGAAGCCCAUCCCCAUUAUUCCAACAGCUCUGGCAAGAAAUUUGAGCAGUAAUUGGAAUAUUUCUCAAGUUCAAGGGACUUAUAAAUAUGGAUAUCUUACCAUGGAUGAAACACGCAAAUUAUUACUUUUACUGGAAUCCGAUCCCAAGGUUUAUUCCCUACCAUUAGUGGGAAUUUGGCUGACUGGAAUUAUACAUAUCUAUAGUCCUCAGGUUUGGGCUUGCUGCUUGCGAUACAUGUUUAGUUCUUCUAUUCAAGAAAGGGUUUUUUCAGAAUCUGGAAAUUUUAUCAUAGUUCUUUAUUCUUUGACACAUAAGGAACCUGAGUUUUAUCAAUGCCUCUCUUGUGAUGAUAGAAUACCUGAGCUUCAGUUUCAGUUACUAACCAGCAAGGAAACAUUACAUCUUUUCAGUAAUGUUGAACCUUCUGACAAAAAUCCAAUCCAUUUUGAACUGAGUGCUGAGAGCCAAGAUAUAGAAGCAGAGUUUUUCAGCAAGUUUUCCAAGAAUCUUUCUGCUAAAAGUUCUUCCCUGAAAUUAUCUCCUGGAAAAAUACCAGUAAAUGAUCAUGACUCUGGUGUUGAAGAUGAAGAUUUUUCUCCAAGACCAAUUCCUAGUCCUCAUCCAGUGAGUCAGAAGAUUUCUAAGGUCCAACCAUCAGUUCCUGAACUUUCACUUGUGUUAGAUGGUAAUUUCAUAGAAUCAAAUCAUCUGUUGAAUCCAUUAGAAAUGAACACUGAAAAUCCUCCUUUGUUGAUAAAGCACUGUGAACACUUGAAGGCAAUGACACCUGAGCUUUCCGAUGAGAAACGCAGUCCAGAAGCCGAAGCCGCAGAGCCUUCCUUAAAAGGGAUAUCAAGUCAGUUUAACCAGGGCACUGUUCCUUUGAGGCACUGCAAAGUAAGACAGCCAUCUACCUGUAAGAAAGGGAACCCUCAUUUCAGGAACAAGAGUGUUAAGCCAUCUUCUCUCAAUGUGCCGUCUCCUAAUAAUACAACUGAGAAGCUUCAAGCAGUUUCCGCAGAAAAUGUACAGAAAGAAGAGUAUCCUCUAAGACCCUCCACAUUCAAUUCAAGGCAGUCUUCUUUUGCUGCACAGUCCCAUUCACACAAUUUUGUUUUUUCACCUCAUAAUUCAGGAAGACCAAUAGAAGUUCAGAUACCACCAUCUUACUGUUCCACAAAUAUCUGCAGCUGUUGUCAGCAUCAUGGCCAUAUUCAAUAUAGUCCAAUAAAUUCUUGGCAAGGAAUAAAUACAGUAGGCUCUGUUCAAGACCUACAGUCUGAAGCCCUUCAGAAGCAUUCAUUGUUUAACUCAAGUGGAUGUCCCGCUGUAUAUCAUAAAGCAUUCUAUUCUUCAAGUAGUCCUAUAGCCUUCAGACCUCAGGGAGGCAUGGGUGGUUGUUCUUCCCACAUCAAUGCAGAACCAUCACCUGUGACAGGACCUUCACAUACAGACUCACAUAACCCACAUCCAUGUGCAGUGUGUAUGCACACAACCAAGACUGAGUCAGAUAAUGGAAUGAUGGGACUGUCUCCAGAUGCUUAUCGGUUUGUCAUAGAGCAAGACAGACAGCUCAGACUACUUCAGGCACAGAUUCAGCGUUUGCUGGAAGCACAGUCUCUGAAGCCUGGUUCCCCUGAGACAACUAUUGUUGAAGACUCUGUGAAAACUACAAAACAAAUGGAGCUGGUUUCCAUGGAAGCACCGUCUUCCCCUGGCUCACACAUGAGAAAAAGUGUAAGCAUUGCUGUGAGCACAGGUGCUAGCUUAUUUUGCAAUGCGCCAGGUGAUGAUCAAGAUUCUCAACUGAAGCAAGAUGACACCAAGAUUUCCAGUGAGGACAUGAAUUUUUCUGUCAAUAUUAAUGAAGUCACAAGUCUUCCAGGUAGUGCAUCUUCAUUAAGAGCAGUUGAUAUUCCCAGUUUUGAGGAGAGCAACAUUGCUGUGGAAGAAUUUAAUCAGCCAAUUAAUGAAUCCAACAGCUCUUCUUCAGAGGUGAGAAAAGAACCCGAUGUGCCAAUAUUCUUUCCAAAUGCCUUGCUUACAGACAGUAUGAGCAUGUGCUUACAGACUGGGCCAACAGAGGGUGCCAAUAUCAACACUGAAACAUCAGAGAAGCCAAAAAUUGAGCAAGUAGUACAAUCCUUGUCUCAUCAACCAUCAGAUAACCAGAAAAUCUACCAGGAUUUAUUGGGUCAAGUGAACCAUCUAUUAAGUAACUCCUCCAAAGAAACUGAACAGUCAUCUGCUAAAGCAGUACUUAUCAGCCAUGAAUGUACCAGAACCCAAAAUGUUUACCAUACAAAGAAAAAAAAGCACAAUUCAGGACUGGUGGACAAAGAUUGUGUUCUAAAUGCAACUCUUAAGCAACUAAGAAACCUGGGAGUAAAAAUUGAUUCUCCCACUAAAGUCAAGAAAAAUGCACAUAAAGUUGAUCAUGCCAGUGUGUUGGCAUGCAUCAGCCCAGAAGCAGUAAUCUCUGGAUUAAACUACAUGUCAUUUGCUAAUGUUGGCAUGAGUGGUUUAAACCCCACUGGUGUGGAUUUGAGCAUGGAGGCAAAUGCUAUAGCUCUGAAAUAUUUAAAUGAAAAUCAGCUAUCACAACUGUCUCUCACUCGAUCAAACCAAAAUAAUUGUGACUCAUCUUUUAGCCUUCUACAUAUUAAUACAGACAAAAGCACAGUGGGACUUAGCUUGAUUUCACCAAGCAACAUGUCAUUUGCAACCAAAAAAUACAUGAAGAGAUAUGGACUCAUACAAAGUAGUGACAAUAGUGGAGAUGAAGAGGAUCCUCCCAACUCUGCAGAUAGUCAGAGUAACCAUUCAUUGAAUCAGAACCCUACUUCCACACCUGCACAAGUUGGUCAUCAGAAAGAGCCUUCUAGGAAUGCCUGUGAAACAACUAAUUGCUAUAACUGUGAAUCUGUGGACACAAACACAGAUGUACCAGUAUUGAGAAAUAUCACAAAUGAAGUUGUGCAGCCUAAAGCUGCACAGCAGUUAAAGGAAAACCCAGCUUUCUUAUUAAAGAACCUCAAGCCAAGUCCUGCAGUGAACCUACGACCUGGAAAAGCCGAGUUUACUCAACAUCCUGAGAAAGAAAAUGAAAGGGAUGUCCCAAUUUUUCCUGAAAGUUUGCAACCUUCUGAAACUUUAAGGCAAAUGAAUAGCAUUAACUCAGUAGGUACCUUUUUAGAUGUAAAGCGUCUCAGACAGUUGCCAAAAUUAUUUUAAACCUUUUACUCCCUCCUUUCUGAUAUAAGAACUGGGUGUCUUCUGAAGGUACUUAGGGAAACCAGAGCCUUUUGGUAGUUUUGGGAUUCCUAAUCACUGUAGGAGUCAAUCUCUUUCUUGGUAGCAGUUGAUUACAAAGACCUGAACAAAUGACUCGAUUGUCCGUGAGAUACCUGGCUAAUAGGAAACCAGAUUCUUGUUCAGCAUCACUGGAACUUUUAAAAAAACAAAACGAAAAAACUCCUCUAACAAUGGUUAUUUCAGUAAACUUAGAUUGCAGACGCUAUUCAGCUCUUUCAACUGCUGUUUUUAAAAUUCCAUUUUUCUAGCAUGUUGCAUCUAUGCAUCUACCCAGUAUUAGUAAAAACAUAGUUAACCUGACCCUGACUGAAUUAGCAAAAUUAGCCUUUCUCGAGUUUAGGGGGAAAGUUACAUUUUAAGAUAUUUCAUAUAAGGAGUAUCUUUCUCUUAAGAAGUAUAUUAAACUCUGGAAGUAAAACUUGUGAUCUAGUGGGUUGAUGUUCAACAUAGAGCAUUAGCUAUUAUAAAAUAAGUAUUGAGUAUGAGUGUGUCUUAUAAACCGUGAUUUUUUUCAAAUGUCUUAAUAUUUUUAAAUACAACUUAAUAAAAAUGUCUAGGUUGACGGUUUUCCUU
Messenger RNA from Sciurus carolinensis (gray squirrel), 4767 nucleotides. RefSeq names its product STIL centriolar assembly protein (gene Stil). Gene Ontology annotation, cellular component: centriole; centrosome. Lineage: Eukaryota; Metazoa; Chordata; Mammalia; Rodentia; Sciuridae. The coding region runs from base 268 to 4113 and encodes 1281 amino acids. Gene Ontology annotation, biological process: smoothened signaling pathway; centrosome duplication; protein localization to centrosome. The record is from RefSeq and is a predicted model, not a curated record. The transcript has 18 exons.